Mollisia scopiformis is the source of this 1962-nucleotide messenger RNA. RefSeq lists its product as uncharacterized. NCBI's taxonomy places the organism in Eukaryota, Fungi, Ascomycota, Leotiomycetes, Helotiales, Mollisiaceae. Bases 1 to 1962 code for a protein of 653 amino acids. The transcript is spliced from 3 exons. The record is from RefSeq and is a predicted model, not a curated record.
AUGGCUGCCAAUAAUAAACCCAAUAAAUCCAUUCUGGAAUUCUUCAAACCGAAACCAGCCCAACCUGUCUCGAAGCCUUCAAAUGCGGCACCAGCGCGGCCAACAUUUCAAAGUUCCUCAGCUUCCAGGACAUCCCCCGCCCCUCAUGUUCACACUUUGAGCCUGUCUCCAGCACCAAGCACUGAUCUGUCAGAACCGCCCUUUUCCCCCCGAAAAGAGGAUAUGCCUUCCAAAUCCCAGUCGAGCGCGGAAAAAAGCUCUGACCGCGUCAUCGAAAAUUCGGACGACAACGACGAUGACUCAAGCAGUGAGAUAGAGGAUUUGAGAGUAUUGCUGGCCGCAAGAAGUUCUGAGAGAGCCAGACAAGCCAGCAAUGACAAGACACCCUCAACCCCGGCUGCCUCGAGACAGCAGAAAAGUUUCAAUUUUCACUCUUCGCCGUUGGCCGUACUACCAAAGUACAAAAUCGACAUGAAGUCGCUUGUCAGUUUUGCACAAGACGAUGAAGCAGCUGAAGAGAGCUCAAAGAAAGUCAAGGAAAUGCUUGCAGCUCGAAGAGAGGAUGGAGAUGAUGUCCCCAUAUUCCAUGAUGAGAAGAUGGCAAAGUCUAAGCUUGACCAUGAUGCCUUGCUGGACUCCGUCGUUGCAGACAAUGAAGAUGGUGGUGCUCAUAAAGUCAAACGUGCUUUAAUGAGAACCGAAGCUACGGCCACAGAAACUCGGUGGUACUUCUUCGAUACACACUCUGUACCCCUGAAGACGACACAAGAUUCUUUUCCAGUGUCUAAAGUCCCAAAGAGUUGGAAAGCUGAGCUUGGCGAGCCAAGAAUGAGGCAACAUACCUUCCUGUCUGGGUUUGCUGAAGAUAUGGUUGGAUUUGGCAAGAAGUUACCAGAUGAGCUCUUCCUUUGGAUGCUGGAUGAAAUAUGCUACGAAUCCAGCGAUCCCCUGCGAAGUGCCUACAUCAAUAUUCUAAGAGCAUCAUCAGAACAAGUGGGACGUCUUGUUGACCCUUUAAUGAUUCAGACUCUGUUCGUCAACCUCGGAGCUGCAUCUGGUGCAACAAUAGUCACCGAGAAGAUCAGACUUGUCAAUAAACUCCCUGCUCCAUAUGCACAUCGGAAUUGGGCAAAUCUACUCUCAGUCAUCAAGCUUCUUGGCCGGCUUGCCAAAUAUCUGACCUCGGCAGCAAAGAUGUGUACCAUAUGCAUGCUACUACGAAUGAGCAUGGAUAAACUUGUGGCCGAGAACAUCGACAUCUUAGAUGCAGUCCAAGAGACCACCAACCGACUUUGUCUAAGCAUCACCCAUGAAACAGAAUGGACAACAUGCUGUGCUCAAAUAUGUACUAUUCUAUUCGGUGCUGUCGAAGAAUCAACCCUCCGCCUCCAAAUGGUCGAAGUAAUCUCAUCAAUCCACCCACGCACCCACGACCUCCGCAGAAGACUAGCCAUGUGCUUCUACUUCAACGACGCCACAUAUGCCAAAUCCCACUCUCACACCCUCAUGGACAUGGAAUCAUUCAUCAACCGCCUGCACAGCCCUGACUUCGACACAAGUCCCCAAACAGACUACCGAGAAUUGACUGCCCUAAUCCUACUCCUGGACAUAGCACUCGACGACGGCCGUUCUACGAAGUUAGACCUGACGGAUGCGGCUGUGGAGAAGAAAUUCAAUGAGGAUGUCGAUGCCUUGCGUGUUGGUAUCAAGGAAAUUUUCAAUAGCAUUGGCCAUCCUGGAACUGCGUUCAUUUCGAGGAUUGAAGCUAAAGAAGCGUUGGAGUUGGUUAGUCAGAGGAUCACGGAUACAGUUAGGACCAAACGCAAGCCUAGACACACGUGGUUUGACCAAGACGUGGGCAAGAAAGAUGAGGACUUGCAGUCUGAGAAGAAGGGCAUGGCUGAUUUCGUGUCGAGGAUGAAGGGUAUAGGUAAUGGCACUAAUGGCUCAAAAGCGAAAUAA